This is a messenger RNA of Uranotaenia lowii, 1333 nucleotides long. RefSeq names its product arrestin domain-containing protein 2-like. Bases 129 to 1262 code for a protein of 377 amino acids. Gene Ontology annotation, cellular component: cytoplasm. The record is from RefSeq and is a predicted model, not a curated record. The transcript has 3 exons. Gene Ontology annotation, biological process: protein transport. Lineage: Eukaryota; Metazoa; Arthropoda; Insecta; Diptera; Culicidae.
GGCAUGCUAUCCUAGAGAGCCAAAAUGAAGAAAGCACACCGGGCAAAACUGCCCGAAAAUGUACCGCAUCGUGAACCCAAACGAGACUGACUGGCGCCGACCUGGGGCGAGAAAACUUGGGCGAUGCGAUGUCGCUACAGCAUCCUCAAAGACAAUCACCAUCCACCAAUCGCCACCACGUGUGCAAGCUAGGCAGAGAUGUUGCUGCCGAGCGAAAGUUUAAGAUUUCAACCGUACAAAUUGUGAGUGCUACACCUAGGAUGACAAUUAAGGUUGAGAUUGUCCUGACCGGUGAUUCCGAUGGUGUAUUCUAUCCGGGCCAGGAAGUCAAAGGAGAGGUGAUUGUGAUUCUGACCAAAACGAUUCGCGUUUCACGAAUAAAAUUGUCCGUCUGUGGCGUCGGCAAGACGGAAUGGAGUGAGGUCGAUAGCGAAUCGGGACGAUAUCUAAAUCUGGAGCAGUUUUUGUUUCAAGUUAACGACGCAGCUUCCAGUACGAUCUACAGUGGAAAGGAACGAUACCUGUACUCGGAGCUUAUUUUAGCACAAAUUAAUGAUUUCGUUCCUGCCGGUGGUUAUACGUACGGGUUUGCAUGUCCUUUGCCGGAAACUAUACCCGCCUCAUUCGAGGGCACAGACGGACACAUACGCUACUCGCUGACGGCAACCCUGGAGCGACCUUGGAAGCCUUCCAAAAGUCAUAACUACCCAUUUCAAGUGCUACGACAUUUGGAUCUAAACGAAGAGUUACUGUUGCCGAUCAAAGCCACUCACAGUAAAGCGCUAGGCUGCUGGCCGUGUCUUCCCUCGGGCAAUCUUACAAUGUCUGUGCAGCUGAUUUCCAACGGUUUCGUUCCUGGGCAGCUCAUACCGGCUCUAAUUCAGGUAGAUAGUCGAAGAAAUAUAAAAAUUCGUAAAAUUACUACCGUCUUGAUUCGGAAAACAACGUACAGUGCCAGAUCGCCCAAGCCCAGGCAGCGAGUCGAAAGUGUAGUGAUCGGGAAACAUGUUUCACCAGGCAUCACGCUGCCGGAAGGUGGUGUUCUGGCUGAAGAUAACCUGCAAGUGCCAUUGGUGCCUCCGACCAGCUGCUAUGCCAAGUUGCUCCAAACGAGCUACGAACUGAAGGUGGCACUGGAAAUAGAUACGUUCUUUCUGCAGGAUCCUCAUUCCGUGAUCACGGUUCCAGUUGUGAUUGGAACCAUAGGCGAGCGGGAGCUGGAGGUUUCAGAAGAAGAAUCCGUGCAUCUGUGGUCGCGUUAGCGUUAUCAUUUCAUUCAGUGGUGUAUGAGAGCGUUUUUUCAUUCCUCAAACUUCAUGUGAUAACAGUAUAA